GAGGAGGUCGAGGUGCUGGGCUCCGAGGGGGCACUCGGAGGCGGCCCCGACGCCGCGGCGCUCUCGGCGGUGGCGCUUGCACGGAAGGAGCUGGAGCGGGACAAGAGCCAGCUCGAGGAGGCGAAGUUUGAGCUGGUCCAGGUGCUUUUCCAGUCCGUGGAGACUGCGCGGCUCGAGCAGCACGUUCAGGCUAGCAAGUGGUUCAACGCGAAGGCGCUUGCCCAGGCCAGAGAGGAGGUGGAGCGGAAGGAAGCUCUGCUCAAGCGCGUGCAAAAGGUGCUCGUCCGAUCUGGAAACUUCGCGAAGCCGGUCAAGGGGACGACCGUGGUAAUUCAGAGGAACAACUUCACGGUGCAGGUCUGCCCCGAGAUGGUCGACCGGGCCGUGGCCGUCGCGCAGGCUGACGACGACAACAGCCUCUAUUUGGUCGAGGGCUGCAAUUUCUGGCUCAGAAGGUUGGACUUCAGGCUGGAAGGAACCAGGCAGGACGGCGCGGACAACGUGAGCGUGAGCAGCGCGUCCAGCGAGUCUUCGGUCUCGGACAGCGAGUGUUCAGAUGAUGAGGAUGCCGCCUACACCCCGGUCGAUUCGGCUCUGCUGGGGUGUUGGGUGCUGGACCGAUGCGAGGGCGACAUGUCAGACGUCAUGGUAGACGCAGGCGUCGACUGGAUCACGCAGAGGACGGCGAAGUCUUUCAACUACGGCGUGGGAUUGGUGUCUCACACGCUGGAGCAGUCCGGAAAGAAGCUCACCAUCGAGAUGAAGGGCGGCUUGAAAACAUUGAGAACUAAGAUAGACAUGUCGUCAGCCGGUCCUUCUGAGACUCAGGCUGAGGACGGGUCGGAGAUCUUGGUGACUGGCAAGUGGGAUGGCAGCGCUCUGGUGAUAGCCGGGAAGGCGAAGGGCAGCGGCAAAGUCAUUCAGACAACGAAGCGGUAUUUAGAAGGCAACGAGCUAGUACAGGAGAUUUUCCCUGUAAGUUCCAAGUAUAGCCCAGCUAAGCGCAUAUUCAGGCUAAAAUGA
Molecule: messenger RNA, 1023 nt
Organism: Prorocentrum cordatum
Lineage: Eukaryota; Dinophyceae; Prorocentrales; Prorocentraceae
Source: the annotation of a GenBank genome assembly